UCCCUAAGACAUUGUGUAUCAAUAUAUUAAACAUGUAUGCAAUCUCAAUAAACUAGAGAAUAUAAAAGUCAGCUGGCAAAGACAAAAAAGAAGGGAGUAGAACUCUCCCAAAUCCCAAUUAUGGUGGACCCAUCCUUUAAAAUAUCCAUAUUGAUAAGAAGCCAGGACAUGGGCAAUGAACAUGGAGGAUAAAUGGGUAAUAAUACUAUAUUAUGAAAAGAAUGGGGGAAAUGCUGACAUAACAAACAACAAAUUCAGCCAUUGCUAUAUAUUUAUCGCGUCAUUACCUCCAACUUUUUAUCAUGAUUCGUCAUAUCAAUCUUCCUUCUCUUACAAUAUAUUCUUUGAUGUCUUUUGGCUAUAUUCUAGGGCUUUAAUUGGAAUUUUCUCAUCUUUUUUUCGCCAAUGGACGUGGAGGAUAAGCCUGAACAUCUUCUUGUUCUUGUUCAUGGCAUCUUGGCAAGCCCAAGUGAUUGGACAUAUGCACAAGCAGAGCUAAAAAGGCGGUUGGGAAGAAACUUUGUCAUGUAUGCGAGUUCGUGUAACACUUUCACUAAAACCUUCACCGGGAUUGAUGGAGCUGGAAAGAGGCUAGCAAAUGAAAUCAUGCUGGUUGUAAAGAGGAGAGAACAUACCUUAAAGAAGAUCUCAUUUUUAGCUCAUUCACUUGGUGGAUUGAUUUCAAGAUAUGCAAUUGCUCUUCUUUAUAGUGAUGAUCUGGUUGCUGCUUCAGCUACUACAAACAUCAAGCAGAAAGGAUUAAUUGCUGGGCUGGAACCAAUCAAUUUUAUCACCUUAGCAACACCACAUCUUGGUGUCAGAGGGAAAAAGCAGCUUCCAUUUCUAUUUGGAGUUCCGAUCUUAGAGAAACUUGCAGCACCAAUUGCUCCCUUUGUGGUUGGUCAAACUGGUAGACAGCUUUUUCUUACAGAUGGCAAACCCAACAAACCACCUCUUCUACUUCGAAUGGCAUCCGAUAGUGAUGAUGGUAACUUCAUAUCAGCCCUUGGUGCUUUCAAAUGCCGACUACUUUAUGCGAAUGUAUCCUAUGACCAUAUGGUUGGUUGGCGUACAUCCUCUAUACGAAGGGAGACAGAACUUUGCAAGCCUCCUCGGCGGUCUUUAGAUGGCUACAAGCAUGUUGUAGAUAUGGAGUACUGUUCGGCUGUUCCAUCUGAAGGUCCUCAUUUCCCUCCUGAAGCAGCCAAAGCAAAAGAGGCAGCCCAAAAUGCACCCAGCAUGCAGAACACAUUGGAAUAUCAUGAAAUUAUGGAAGAGGAAAUCAUACGCGGCUUACAGCAGGUCAGUUGGAAGAAAGUUGAUGUUAGCUUUCACUCAGCAUUUUGGCCUUUCUCAGCUCAUAACAAUAUCCAUGUAAAGAAUGAAUGGUUUCACAAUGCUGGAGCUGGAGUAAUUGCUCAUGUGGCGGACCACAUAAAGCAGCAAGAGAAGCAACAGGAAUGCUCCUUAUUUAUUACUGCUAGUUUGUAGCUUAUGCAGAUAAGUUCAGAAAUGAAUUGAUACAUCAAUUAGUAAAGCUUGAUUCUUCUGAGGCAAUUGCAAUUCUGAUAAGUGUUUGUAAGAAAAAAAAUACAAACAAAGAACUUAGUCACCUUGAAUGAGAUAAAUCAUAUGCGUGCUUCGCAACAUCAUUGUAGUUUUGUCCCUUGAGAGAGACGCGAGCUUUUGACAUGUCAUGCCAAUCCACUGUCGCCACUUAUUGGCUGUUAAUAGUGCUCUCUCUCCCCCUAAUGCCCAUCCGAGUUUCAAAAUUGGUUAAUCAAUCCAACUGAGUAUUGGACUUC
This is a messenger RNA of Solanum pennellii, 1805 nucleotides long. Its product is annotated as putative lipase YOR059C. The coding region runs from base 406 to 1491 and encodes 361 amino acids. The transcript has a single exon. The record is from RefSeq and is a predicted model, not a curated record. Lineage: Eukaryota; Viridiplantae; Streptophyta; Magnoliopsida; Solanales; Solanaceae.